UUUAUUUUUAUUACUAUCAUUUUAUAAAAUACACAGCAUGCCUUUUAUUACGUUGUGACAAAACACAGUUAUAAGAAGGGAAUACCAUCACUUCUCAAUGCCACCUCGAAAAAAAAUUGGCUCCAUAUAGAAAAUCGCUUACUUGAACUCGGCCGUAAAACGCUACAACAGUGUUGACAACUGAGUUAUAGUUACAUUGAGACUGAUUUAAACAAUGCGAUUGACUUAUGAAAUAUAGACUGAUUUCCGUGCAUAAAUCAGCCGCAAGUUAUGGUUGAUUUACAGAAAUAUGGCUGAUUUACGAGAUAACGACUGACGUACGAACACAAGUUAUGGCUGAUUUAUACAUCGGCAGACUGAUUUGUCAAUAUUUUAGCUAAAUUGAUAAGACAAAGCUGAGUUAUGUUUCUCUGUCUGAUUUACUGAUCAUCAGCUGAGUACUGAUCAUCGGCUGGCUGAGUUAUUAAAUUUACGGCUCACUUUUGAGAGGUAGUUACGGUUCGUUUACUUAUAAUCAGCUGUAGUGAACUGAAUUUACAGUUAACUCAUCUUAAUUACAGCUGACCUAUUAGCGAAAGAUUAAUUACUAGAAUAUCAUUCAUUUAACGGUUAAGUUAUUUAACGAUAGGGUUGACUUAAUAUUUUUCAGCUUCGUUGCAGCUGAUUUAUUAAGGUUAAUUACUGAAAUAGUAUUCACGUUGCGACUAACUUACAUUUGUAGUUACGACUAAUUUAUUUAGGUUGAGUUAUGUAUUCGUUUGGUGGCUACCUUACCGAUUCCAUGUCAUCAACUCUUAUUUUUCAUAUCAUCAACAUGUCAAAUUAUGGUUUAUGUUAUAGACGCCGUGUCUUAUUCUCCAUAUUUUUCUUUUUUCUUCUUGUUCUUCUUUUUCUUUUUCAUCUACCUUCUUCUUUUGAUACCCAGAUCUGACAUUUUAAGAUACUUUCUUCAUCUAUUCUUCUUUCCUCAUUAUGAUUCUUUUCAUUCAUCUUUCUAUGAAAUCUUAUUAAUCCGGUAAUUACUGUUUCUGCGACGACAAAUACAUAGAUUGAGUUAGUUAAAAAGAAAGAGAAGAAGACGAAGUAGGCAGAGAAGUAGGCAGCAAAGACGAAAUAGACAAAGAGGAUGAUGAAUUUUAAAGCCAAUUUGAUAUGUUUGGCGACUCGGAUGGUGAGUCAUCUGAAGAUGAUAACUUCAGUUUAUACGGUGGGUCUCAAACAGAAGAUGAAGAUUCACCGAUGCUAUCUCCUAAGAAGAGACCUCAAAAAAUUUAUGAGCGAUUCAAAAAGAAUCUGAAGGUUCUAAGAUUUGAGUUAUGCCAACAAAUUGAAUGAGAUAUCAGUUACUAAUUCAUAUUUUGGCUGAGUUAUGUAUAAGAAAUUCCUGAGUUAUGUAAACGAAUUGACUGAGUUAUCAUUGACUAAAUUCAUGUUUCGGCUGGGUUAUGUAUAAUUAUUGCUGAGUUAUGCCAACAAAUUGGCUUAGUUAUCAUUGACUAAUUUGUGUUUUGGCUGACUUACAAGACAAGCCUAAGGAUUUUUGUCAGUUUAGCAUCUCAAGAUUAUCAAACAUUAUAUCUGAUUAUAUACAUAUUUACAAGCCUAGUAAAGAGUGUCAUAAUAAAUUCGCUUACCUAUGAUUUAAAUUUUCAAUUAAUACACCAAUAUAAAUUAUAUUUAGAAUUUUAUAAUUUGGAAUUUUGUUGAGAAUGGUCAUUAAUAGUCAUAAGAUAACUUCGUGGUUUGGCUGAGUUAUGUAAGAAAUGUCUGAGUUAUGCCAAAAAUGGCUGAGUUAUCAAUGAUUAAAAUUUGUGUUUUGGCUGAGUUAUGCAUAAUAAAUGUCUAAGUUAUGUCAAUGAAUUGGUUGAGUUAUCAGUGAAUAAAAUUUGUGUUUCGAUUUAGUUAUGUAUAAUUAUUAUUUUAGUUUUGAUAGAUAUGUCUUUCGUCAGGACGUUUGAAAAUGAUCAGGAAUGAAGCGCUAACUCAUCCCGACCCCUUAACCCAUCCUUCUCAAAGAAUAUCCAGAAUUGCUUGCGAGAGGGUGUGUAAAAAUUUAAAACCAUGUAACAGUUGUUCUGUCAACAAAAGCACUCGCACCAGGGUUUAGAACCGUGGUGGUACUAAACCCUGGUGGUUGUGGGAGGGCGAGCGUAAUAGAUACCUUCUCACCUUAAAGGAGAGGAAUGGUAGUGACGAGUGAGACGAGGAGGAGACAAGGUGGGAGAGAGAUGUGAGCGAUGAGAGAAAAUUAGUAAGCAUGGAGAGAGAUGAGAGACGAAGAAGAAGAAGAAGAAGAAGAAGAAGAAGAAGAAGAAGAAGAAAUGAAAAAAGAUCUGUUGAUAGAGAAAAAGAGAGAGAGGAGAACAAAUAAAAGGAAUAAAUGUCAACCUUUAGAUCGAAGUUAAUCCAACAGCCCGAAAUGUGAUCCAUGUAUCUGAAUCUGAUUAGUUAGAAAAUUUUGUCUUUUUUCUCUAUUUUUAUUUUUGCUUUGGCCUUCCAUAUUUGAUAAUUUGUUUUGUACGUAAUUUUUCUUAGUUAUAUCUUAUUUCAGAAUUUAUAUUUUGUAGUUUAUAAUUUAAGUUUAAAGUUUUAUUUUUUGAACUUAAUACAUUGAUAUUUAUUUUAAAAAUUGGUGUUUAAGUUUAAAAAUAUUAGAUUAACAUUGCAGAGAAGACAAUUGCGGAAAAUAUUUCGAAGAAGACAAUGUCGACUCAAACGACGGUGAAGAUUUAAUCGACGAAUGAAGUUUUAAGUUUUUUUUUUAACAACAUAAUUUUUAAGUUAAACUUCCUUUAAUUGAGAUCACAAUUAUUAGUGACGUGGAUUACAGUUAUUACUGACAUGAAUUUGUUUAUUAUUUUAAUUAACUUUUAAUUAUAAAUAAUCAAAAUUAAAAAAAAAAACUAACCAAGAGUGAUUAUUGUAAUACUAGGGGUGUACCACUAUUUGAGUAAUUUUUAGAAAAUGUAUGUUAUUUUGUCAUAUCACAACUUUUAUAUACUAAUUGAGUAAUUAUCCCUAAUAUUUUGGACCACAUAUUUUUUUUCCAAAUAUCUUUUAAGAAUAUCUAUUAGGUGAAAGACAGAUAUUACAUACAAGUGUUUUGAAUUUAACACGGCAUAUUAAAAAUCCACUCAAGUUGACUUGACAAAGUGUCUACGGUUCAUCGGGCAUUCCUAAUUAAUCCGACAAUUCAACGCUCAUCAUAGCUAUCUCCGGCAAUAGUCAGUCCAAAGAAAUCAUCAGCAUCGUCUCUGACAUCCGUCUAAGUGUUAAUCUAAAGCUCGAUAUAUAUAGCAAGCUAUAGAACAAGCGAAUGACGACCAAGACCGAGUCACCUCGAAUUCAAACAGUUACUCAAUAACAUGAGAUUUGAAAGCAUAUAAUGGAAUGAGAUAAACAAUAGUAAGUUUUAUUUCUUAACUUUUUUAUGGUCCAACCCUAAAACUUAGAUAAAAACAAGUUAGAUAUCAUUUGUUGAGGUCAAAACAAGAAUCUAUGUGAUAAGGAAUGUAGACCAUUGUUUCAUGAGGUGGCAUAUGAUGGAUAAUCACUACAUUUAUUAUUUUAAAAUCUCCAAAAAAGGAAAUACGAAAACUUAGAGAUACGCCAACCAUAUCAGAUACUACGAAGGUUCUGACAUCAGUAUUUAAUAGCCAUAGAUUAUGGGAAUCUGAAGAAAAAUAACAUCAAGAAUAACUAAAAAUUUCUCUCGAUCACCAUUUCUUCAAUGUCCAAUACUAGCGACAGAGGCGGCAAUCAAUUGGAAUAUCGGGAUUACACUUGUAAUGAAUGUGACAUCAUCAUGACCAUCCUCUCUUCUUCUACUUCUCCUUCUCCAUACUGCCCCUUAUGCAAUCUGGUUUCUACUUUUUCUUCUUCAACCCCUUUUGAAGUUGGUCCUGAUGAUCAUGAAAACGAAGACGACGAGGAACUGAUUCCAACCGUUGAAAUCUCAUCUUCAAUGUUGUGUUGUUCUUCCUCAGACGACUCUACUUUAGCAUGCGCCAUAUGCAGAGAAGAUUUCGUGAUUGGAGAAUCUGCUCGGAGAUUGCCUUGCGACCAUUUAUACCAUCAUGAUUGCAUUACUCCUUGGCUCACUAGUCAUAAUACGUGCCCUCUCUGUCGGUUCGAGCUACCGGGUGCAUCUAGUGAAGACGACAGUGGUUUGACCAUGUGGUUUGAUGCGUUGGCGUUAGAGGAUGACUUGGAAGAAGAUAUGGGAACCGUCACGCUCGAUUUGUACCAAAGUUUGGACGGCUAGAAUUGUAUGGAUUAAUGGAAUGUACGUUUUAGAACAUUUUCAAAUCUAUAUAGUAAUAAAGAAUUACUUUGUUCUAAUAUGUACUUCCAAAUCUAUAUGGAUUUACCUUGUCUUAAGCGAAUAUUAAUAUAUUUAUAAAAUAAAAAAAUAUUUUUUUUGGCAUCUAUAGAUUAUAUUAAAUUGAUGAACUGUAGCUCUUACAAACCUGAGCCGGCAAAAAAAAAAAUAUUUUUUCUAGAACCAUAACCUCGUGAGGCAAAAAUUUCUCCACGGAAACAAGAGCGAAACCAAAACAUACUAUAUAAAUUUUAAAAG
Brassica rapa (field mustard) is the source of this 4579-nucleotide messenger RNA. RefSeq names its product probable E3 ubiquitin-protein ligase RHC2A. NCBI's taxonomy places the organism in Eukaryota, Viridiplantae, Streptophyta, Magnoliopsida, Brassicales, Brassicaceae. The record is from RefSeq and is a predicted model, not a curated record. Gene Ontology annotation, cellular component: cytoplasm. Gene Ontology annotation, biological process: protein ubiquitination. Gene Ontology annotation, molecular function: ubiquitin protein ligase activity.